AUGGCCGAGUUUAUUGGCCUCCAGAUGCUGGUUACCCUCAGGGGAAACCCGCAGCCGGUCAGGAUCCGGGGGACGGUCAGCGGUGUGGAGGCUGGGAAUAGUUUGACGUUGAGUAAUGUGUGGUUCCUCCAGACAAACGAGUGGAAACCCCAGCUCAGCAUCUCGGCGAGCGAAAUCCUCGAUUUGAGUCACGAUCCGAGUCAAUACGCCCCUCGUCAGCCGGUGGUGCCCGUGCCUGUUUUCAAGCAAGAACCGCCGGUUAAAAUCAAACAGGGACAUGAACCUGCCGUGUUUAUCGACCCUGCGAUUGUUGCUGUGGGGAAGAGGCCUCCGGUUUCGAGUACUGGGCCGGGGAAGGUGGUUGUUCCUGUUGUUGUGGACAGAGAUGCGACGCCUACACGGACGGUGAAGCAGUUUCAUGCUCAGGCUCAGGGACUGGAGUCGGAUGAGGAUGGGGCUGUUGGGGGGGAUGCGGUUUUGGACUAUGGGCAGGUUGCUGGUGGGGGGAGGGGGAAGAAGACGCGACCGCCGAGGAAGCAGAGGGUGAACAAGUUGAGUCAGGAGGCUACUGGGGAGGUUGAGUCGUCGCCUCAGCCGGCGGUGAAGACGGCGGGAAAGGGGAAGGGGUGGAGGCAGACGCCUAUGCUGCAGAGCACGCCGAGCUUUCAGCCUUUUAACUCGUUGAAGAAGGUUACCAAGGGUGGGAGGGCAACGGCGGAUAAUAAUGGGUGGGCUUCGGAGGAUGUGACGGAUGUGCAGGAGAUGGGGGAUUUCGACUUUGAGACCGGGUUGGCCAAGUUUGAUAAGCAGAACCUGUUUGAGCAGAUGAGGAAGGAGGAUGUGGUGGAUGAGGCGGAUAGGUUGGUGUCGCAUAACCGGAUUCCGAAACCGAAGCCGGGCACGGCGGGGGGCAAGAAUUUGCAUUAUUCGGAGAAUGUGCUGGAUCACCACCAGAAGACGUUUACGCCGACGAUACUCAAGCCGAGUAGGGAGAAACUCAUACCCAAGGAGCCGAGCAAUGAUUUCUGGAACAGCGAGGCGGAUGAUGGGGCUAUGAAUGGGAGUGAGAAGUUGAGCGAUAGGGCUACGGUUAUGGGGAGCAGGCAAGGGUCACGGAGGGGAGAGGGGAAGAUGGCGUCGAGCAGGAGGAGUCAGUCGCGGAAGGCGAGCGCUGUGCCGGGACAGCCUGGAGGCGGCCCUAGCAGGGUCAAUUCUGGUGUAAGCCAUUAUCAUCACCGCACGUCGUCUCUUAAGGGGAGCAGGCCGAGCAGCCGUCUUUCGUCACGGACUGCGGUCGGGGGAGGCAGUGGGAUGUCUGUCAUUGCUGACAAGAGAAAGCAACAGCUCUCGGCUACGGCUGCUACUAAUGCACAUCACGCCCCGCAUCAGGGGUUGUAUGUCCUGCCGUCUAACCGACGAAUCGAGACGAUCUCGGCGCUGCAGAUGUUGAAUCUGGAGAACAUUGCUCAUAAUGAGAUUGGGCUGACGGAGGAGAUGAUGACGGAGAAUGCCGGGAGGGGGUUGGCGGAGGUGGUUGUUGGGACGGUGCUGGCUGAUCCGGCGAUCAAGGUUAGGCAGGGGAGCAUCGUUGAUGCUGCCACUGGGGUCUUGCCCCCUCCUACUGUGGUGGUGUUGGCUGGAAACAACAAGAGCGGCAGCCGAGCUGUUGCCGCGGCGAGACACCUCAGAAACAAGGGAAUCAAUGUUUUGGUCUGCGUGGUUGGGUUGGAGAGAGGGGAGAGGGACCUGCUGGAGGAGGUGAGGCAGCAGGUCAGGCUGUACAAGAACUUGGGGGGGAGGGUGUUUGCCAAGGGAGAUUUCUUUGAGCGCGUCCCGAGCAUUAACAUACCCAUGCUGACGAUUGACACACCUAGGACGAGCCUGGGUAGUCUGGCCUCCCCAUCGCCGGUGAUGCUGACUGUGGAUCCGCUGUUGGGGCUGGCGAUCAUCUUUGAAGAACUGACGAAUGCGGACCAAGCUACGGUGUAUGACUUGGCGGAGUGUGCUAAGCCGACCGAUGCUUUUGUGCUAGCUCUGGAUGUGCCUACUGUUGCUCAUCCCACCUCGCGCAUGAUGCGCCCUGCCCACGCGAGCACGAUGGACAACGGGCUUAUACAGGUGGCUGUCAAUGUCUACCCCGACCAUCCCCGUUGUAGGAUCCUGGCGCACGCGGUUUAA
Molecule: messenger RNA, 2178 nt
Organism: Podospora anserina S mat+
Lineage: Eukaryota; Fungi; Ascomycota; Sordariomycetes; Sordariales; Podosporaceae
Exons: 2
Coding region: 1-2178 (725 amino acids)
Biological process (GO): P-body assembly; deadenylation-independent decapping of nuclear-transcribed mRNA
Cellular component (GO): P-body
Molecular function (GO): mRNA binding
Source: RefSeq, a predicted model, not a curated record